AUGAAUAGUCUCUGGGCCUGGGUGUUCAGAAUCUCGCUGACCUACAUAAGUAUCUAUAAGUAUCACAACCAUGAUCUUCCUUCAACUGCCACCAUGCUGGUCGUUGGACUGACAGGUGGCAUUGCGACUGGCAAAUCCACGGUCUCUGGGAUUCUUAAGGCGUCCAAAAUACCCGUAGUCGACGCGGAUGUUAUCGCGCGUCAGGUCGUCGAGCCUGGGACACCUACUCUCACAAAGAUCGUGAAGACCUUUGGGAACGACGUUCUGUUGCAAGAUGGCUCUCUAGACCGGAAGAAGCUUGGGAGCAUCAUCUUUGGCGACGAGGCGAAGAGGAAGCAGCUUAACCGGAUCGUGCAUCCUGCCGUCCGGAAGGCCAUGUUCUGGCAAAUGUUGGGUUAUUGGAUACGUGGCCACAAGUAUUGCGUCAUGGACGUGCCGCUACUGAUCGAAGGUGGGCUCUGGCAUUCUGAAGAGUUGCAAUUACAACGGCUCAUGCAGCGCGAUAGCUCGUCAAGAGAAGACGCCUCAGCACGCUUCAAUUCACAGCUGCCUAUAUCUCAGAAGGUCGCAUAUGCAGAUUUUGUCAUCGACAAUUCCGGUUCGAAGCAAGAGCUUACGGCCCAUGUCGAGUCACUGAUACGACGACUGGAAGCUCGCGCAGGCUGGACAUGGCGGGUUAGCUGGCUCCUACCCCCCAUAGGCAUCAUAUCGGCGUGCCUAACGCUGCUAUGGAGGAGGUUAGGAUGGAAGCGCACGACGGAACGUCGUGGCUCGCGGUGA
This is a messenger RNA of Cyclocybe aegerita, 780 nucleotides long. NCBI's taxonomy places the organism in Eukaryota, Fungi, Basidiomycota, Agaricomycetes, Agaricales, Hemipholiotaceae. The record is from the annotation of a GenBank genome assembly.